AUGUUAACAUUAAUAACAAAACAAAGAGUAUCAUCAGGUUUUUUUCAACAAUUGGUAAACAAUCAAAAGAAUUUAAUUAAUAAUUUCUUAUGGAUCCGAUCUGCUUCUGCUAUACCACCUGGUAUCGUAGGAAAACACAAACGUGUAUUACCUGCACAUAUGUAUAAACCAAGACCUCGAUGGGAAACCGGUGAUAUUGAUCCGUAUCCAAAUUUUGAUUUAAGUAAAAUUUUACGACCUGGUUUUGAAAAUUCUGAAGAAUUAAAAACAGCUGAUGAAUCUGUUAAACGUGUCUUUACACUUGAAUAUGCUACUCGAGCUGAAAUUGAAGAAUAUUAUUCGAAUUAUUUAGUCAAAGCAGUUCAACGUCAUCCUCUUGAUCAAUCAUCGUAUGAAGUACUUAUUGCUAAGCUGACUGCUCGAAUUCGAAUGCACAUCAAAUAUGGUGAUAUUGAUCCUCGGCGAAGUAGUCGUCGAAAAGUUGUCGGUAAUCUUCAAAUGAUUCGUAAUUAUUUACUUAACAAAUUAAUGAAUGCUGAUUAUGAUGUAUAUGAAUGGUUAAAGAAAAUUUUACGUAUUGAACAUGCAGCUGAAAAUCCAUUUCAAACACAAGUUGAUCAUGAUGAUAGAGAAUUAGAACGUAUGCGUUUACAACAACAAGCAUAUAAUACCGUUCAAAUGAAAAAAGAUGAAUUAAAAUUACGUUUUGCUUCGGAAAAAGAAAAAUUUUCUUCAGAAAAAGAAACAUUAUUAACUGAUAUUCAACGUGAUUUACAAGAUCUACGUCUUGAAAUCGCUAAAUAUAAUGAAAUUCGUCGUCAACGAACGAGAACUAUUGUUGAAUAG
Molecule: messenger RNA, 846 nt
Organism: Adineta steineri
Lineage: Eukaryota; Metazoa; Rotifera; Eurotatoria; Adinetida; Adinetidae
Source: the annotation of a GenBank genome assembly